Molecule: messenger RNA, 639 nt
Organism: Alternaria triticimaculans
Lineage: Eukaryota; Fungi; Ascomycota; Dothideomycetes; Pleosporales; Pleosporaceae
Exons: 2
Coding region: 1-639 (212 amino acids)
Source: RefSeq, a predicted model, not a curated record
AUGAUUGAAGCUCAGCAUGAUGUGGUCGAUCUCUCGAAGGAUGAGCCUCAAGUCAUCGCCUCUCUCGUACGAUAUCUAUACUCCGACAAGUACGACGGCGAAUUCUCGGACGGUCCACCCGUCAAACCGCUCAGCGCUUCAGACUUCAUUGUCACACGUACCGAUGUUCGGAGCCGUGCCCAUGGUCGCAACUACACAUACGCCUUUCCCCAUACUUGCGCCGCGAACUGUCCAUCCGGCAAGUUUUUGUGUCCACACCACAUCUGCGAUGACGACUGCUUCUCGUCCUGCAGAGCCUUUAUUUGCGACAAAUGCUGCUCACGCCGAGGAUCACCUUCUCAGCUUCUCAAUCACUCAAAGAUGUAUGCGAUUGCCGACAAGUACGACGUCAUGGGCCUCAAACAGCUGGCAAGUAAGAACUUCGAGUUUGUUUGCACCUAUCUCUGGAACGACGACGCUUUCCCCGUCGCCAUUGAUCACAUCUUCUCUGCGACCGUUCCUGAGGAUACCGGCAUGAGAAGCAUCGUCAUCCAGACCAUCUCCAAGAACAUGUCUGUUACACACAAGGCGGAGAUGAAGAUGAUGGUGGCAAAGUACAACGACCUGGCCAUUGGUAUCAUACUGAGCAAGGCGGGCUAG